GUCGUGUUCAUCGCAUUGAAGCGGGCUUGACAAACAUUCCUUUUUCUCUAUUCCAGCACCCACAUACUCUUGUAUUAACAUUGAUUUAUUCCGUUGCAUCUAAAUGCAGUAUCGUAGUAUAUUUCGACGAACAAUUAUUCAUCCAUCCCAUUAUGACCGACUAUAACAAGCUCACAGUCGCGAACUUGCGCCAAAUCCUCAAAGACCGCGGGAUAGCUUCCACAGGACUCACGCGUAAGGCGCAGAUAAUCGAAAAGCUAGAGGAACGCGAUCAAGAGGAGAAUGCAGCGCCUGCGGAGACUGAGCAAACCCCUGAGGUUUUAGAAGCUCCUGAAGCUCCCGAGGCUCCUAAACCUGAGGUGAAGCCUGCGGAGGAGCCGGUGCAAGAGGAGACUGCGCCAAGCCCAGAAGCACUUACUCGGGAAGACCAAGAAUUCAACUCUAUAUCCCAGGAGGACGUUCCCGAACCCACACCAGCUGCAGAUGCCACCCCUAUAGAGGAACCCGAGAAACAACAGGAAGCUGCACCGCAAAGCCCAUCCGAACCUAUGCGCGAACCUUCUCGCGAGCCUUCACGAGAAAUGUCUGAGGCAUUGCCUACGGAGAAGGAAGCUACACCAGAUGCGCCGGAUGAUGCUACCACAACAGCAGACCCUAUAGUACAACCUUCGGACACUACGCCGCAGACAGAGACACAAGACUUCGCAAUGAAAGAUCCACGCACCCCAUCACCCGAUCCAAACGAGAAGCAGUCGGUGGAGAAGGCCACCCUGGCUCCCAUCCCGGAAACAUCAACAAAUGCAUCUAUAGAUGCGUCGAGAUUAAACACGGAAGAGCUGGAGGCAGAUACAAAGAAGCGCAAGCGCAGAAGCCAAUCCCCAGAUGUCGCAUCACAGGAUCUACGAGCCAAGAAGCCCCGACCAAGCGAAAUAGCUGCGGAAAAUGUUCACCUGAAGGAAGACACGGAUGUGGUCAUGGAGCAGCGCGCACCAGAAGCAGAGGUGGAUAAGGUCGAAGAGAAGGAGGAGAGAGAACAGACAGAAGAGUCGGAGGCAGUGAAGGAACAAAGCGCGGUAAUGGAGAAAAAGGAGAAGGAUAACCGAUACAAAGACAUACUCCCGCCGUCCGAGCCAACAGUCUCCGCUGAAGCAACGGCCGACGAUCGACCUAUAUUUCCAGCACUGCAUCCUGCAACACCUGCUAUCUAUAUCCGCGAUUUAAUGCGCCCACUCCGACCAGAUCCACUCCGUAAACACCUCAUAUCACUCGCCUCGCCACCAAAUUCUUCGCCCGAUCCCUCGAUACUCAAAUCGCUCUUCCUAGAUCCUGUGCGAACGCAUGCACUUGUGCUUUUCGCUAGUACUACAGCUGCCUCACGCGUACGUUCCAGCCUCCACGGCUGCGUCUGGCCACCGGAAAGCCAACGUAAAGAGCUCUGGGUAGAUUUCGUCCCAGAAGACAAGGUUGAUCUCUGGAUUCAAGAAGAGGAGGGUGCCAUCGCCGCAGAGAAAGAGGCACGCGCUUCGGGCCGCCCAAUACCUGCCAAGCGAUUCGAAGUGGUCUAUGAUGAAAUCCAUAAUGAUGCAGGGAGCGCCGUGGAAGCUGUGUUCCAAGAAGUCGGCGCACGCGCUCCAGCAAACGCACCCCGAGGCCCCAAGGCCAGUAUGGAUCGAUUCCGCCGUGGAUCCGAACAACAGGGACCCCCUCUGCCAAAAGCUUCAAGCGACGAAGAGACUCGCAAGGAUCUAGGAAAGAGCUUCCAGACCCUCGACCAGCUAUUCAAGUCUACGGCCGCGAAACCCAAACUCUACUUCCUUCCCGUGUCCGACAACAUCGCCGAUCGUCGACUUGAUGAGCUUCGUGAAGCGACGAGUAGAAAAUACAACCCGGAUGAGAAGGUCAGGGGCAGAGGUGCUCAGUUCAAUGAUCUGAACCAGAAAGUCAGGUUCUCUUUCGACGAAGAUGACAGGCUGAUUGAGGUUGGUGGAGACUUCGGGCCUUGGAAAGAUGAUACUGGGUUUAAGGGAGGAAGAGGCGGUGGAAGGGGAGGAAGGUUCCGAGGUGGUGGUGGAUUUAGGGGUGGCCGUGGAGGAGGAUACAGGGGCGGAGGUCGUCUUGACUAAGUCGACAUCGACUCUUUCAAAAUUUUAUCAGCAGGUCAUUCUGGGGCAUGAAAUCUGGGUCUGGCAAAGGGAAAUUAAAAUGUCUAUAUAUCAGCGGCGUGUCAUCGACACUGGAGGUACUUUGCAUUGGGAAUUGGCGUUAUGAUGAGAGAUUAUGGGUGGACUACUGAGAUGAAUCUAGCUUCGGCUGGUGGAACGAAGGAAAAUACAUGAAUAUAAAAUUUUCAUCGCCAGCUUCAUGUUAUCACCGUCUUG
Molecule: messenger RNA, 2378 nt
Organism: Aaosphaeria arxii CBS 175.79
Lineage: Eukaryota; Fungi; Ascomycota; Dothideomycetes; Pleosporales
Exons: 2
Coding region: 153-2123 (656 amino acids)
Source: RefSeq, a predicted model, not a curated record